AAGCAGCGGCGGCGAGCAGUCGUCAGUCGGUCACGGCGUCCCGGUGAGCGACGUUUGUUUGUCAGUGUAUGUGUGUGUGUGUCACAGUCCGUGUGCGCGCGUGUCUGUGUGUGAGCGUUUAGUGGUGUGUGCGUGCGAGCGAUCGUUUCACCCGGCGGGGCACAGUGUGUGCCGAGUCUUAGCGUCGUACGGAAACUCGCCGCGCGACCUGAACGGCAAUAAGAGAGAUAAGAAUAAGGAAACCCGUCAGCGGCACCGCACUGCCACAACAGUCAUCGUCAACACAAAGUUUUUUUUCUUCACUUCUUCUACUCCUUUUUUCUUCUUGUUCUUCAACCACCGCACGUUUCGACGAUCGCGUGGAUCUCGAACACGCGCCCCGACGACCCUCAAUCCAGCGAGGGUCGUUUUAUUAAAUUCCGAAUCGUAUAAUAUAUGUUGACGCAAUUCCAUUAUAUUGUACACGACGACCCUUAAAUACGUACUUAAAAAAAAAAAAAUCCCCCUUUUCGAAUCUCCGUCGUCUGCUAUAAUACAUCGUUACAGUUGCAAAUUGUUAUAGAUUUCGCUGUACGAUAUUGCUGCAGUGCUGCAGGCGGCAGGAAAGACUAUAAAUAUCGCAAAAAGACAGACGGAAAUAAACACUAAGAAAGAAAAAAUAAAAUAAAAUGAUCGUAAACUUUUCGGCGCUUGUUGAACGACGAAGAAGUUACUUCUUUGAAGGGCUCGGAAGUCUUAGAAAAGUCGCAGUGGCUAAACCACCGCCGACUUUGGCGUUGUCUUCCGUUCGGCAAUGCGUUUAAAUCGUUGGAAGAACAUUAGUCGUUAGUCAGUAUGAUUUGGUCAAUGAAGUCUUCGGACAGCGGUGGAGAAGGUGGCGAAGAAGAUUCUGGCGGCGGGGGUGAAAGCACCAAGGCAGUCAAGUGGCGACGGCAUGGUCGUCAAGUUUCAACUACUUCAGCAUCAACAACUUUGGGCUGUAGAUGGAUGGUCCAAACAAUGUUCGUCUUCUUCUUGAUCACCGGCACGGCAGCCGUGCUAUCAAACUCCACGUUCAAAGGCGAACAGCAAAGCGACAUAAACGCACGCAUAGGACAGUCGGCGUUUUUACCCUGCGAAUUGGAACCGAACAACGUGACCACGGGAUUCGAAAUGACCACCCAGUGUGGGACAGUUCACUCCGUGAAAUGGUACCGAGGAGCGAGCAGGAUAUUCCUGUAUUCCGGUGGGCCUCGCACGACACAGCCUCACCGAGAAGGGUACACCGACAGGUAUGACAGAUCGUAUUGGAGUACGGAACCAAAUUCAACUUUGGGAUUUUUAGUAAUGGACAAUAUAACAGCACUCGACGAGGGUGUAUAUAAAUGUGAGAUCACGUAUACUAAAGUACACGAAGGUUGCAACAUCGUACAGUUUAUAAACCUGACAACUUACACUGACCCUGAAUCAAUCAGUGUUGGUACAUAUGCUGAAAUCGGUGAUGUUUCAGCGCAUAACUACAUCGAUCCUUCAUCAGAUUUUUACGACGACAAAAAUAGCGAUCCAAAAUUUGGUAUUAUGAAAAAAUUAACAUCUGGAGCAAUCGUGGGUCCAGUGGAUGAAGGAAAUAAAAUACGUCUAGUAUGUCGUGCAGGCCGUGCCAGGCCUAUACCCCAAGUCACUUGGUGGCAACACAGUCGUGGUCCAAUUUAUGAUACUGAUUUAGUUGAUUAUCAAUACCGCAAAGUGGAUUCCGAUAUGUCCGAUGACGUUUUCUCGUACUCAGGAUUAUGGGUUGCACAAAGCAUUCUUACCGUUAUUGGGAAGAGAGGUGCAAACGGUAGAUAUGAAUGUCGAGUAAAAACGGCGACUGAUUCGUCACCAAUUCUAACAUCCAAUGUUGAAGUCACUGUAAACGUAAGUCCAUACUCAGUUGAAAUGUCCACGUCAUCAUCCGGUGCCCCAGUAACUAAGGUUUCUAAAGUCGACGAUCGUUAUAAGCCUCAAAAUAGUGAACAUGAUAGAAAUUCCGGAGCAGUGGUUUACGCAGAAACUACAGAAGGCCAACCGUUAGUAAUUCGGUGCGCGGCCCGUGGAGCCCGUCCUCAAGCGAACGUGACAUGGUAUUAUUAUUAUAAGGAUCAAGAAAAUGACGACGACAAUGAUUACGGAAGUGGAAUAAAAAAUGAACAAAAUGUUCGUGCUCCUCCCGUUCAAUCGUCGAAGCACGGUGCACCCGUUAUGUUAGGCAACAGUCAGCAAAACGGGGGUUCUACAGCUAGGUCUCCCAGCGAUUAUUUGAUUUCGGAACAGCGGCGUAUGGAAGGUGGAGCAGAAAUUAUAGGCCCCGUAGAAAUAGCACAGCAUACUGAAUAUCAAGCUGAUGGCACCCGAGAUACGCACAGCCAAUUAUCAAUGUCACAACUUCAUCGCCAACAAGACGGUUCUAUUCUGCGGUGUGACGCAUUCAACAAUGUCGGUUCAUCGCCGAAUCAACCCCUCACUGUAAACAUGACAAUCCGAGUAAAAUAUAUACCAACUGCCUGGGUAGUUCCCAUUACUGACGGAGAAAAUUCUGGUGCGAUUGUAGAGGACGAAAUAAAAAAUGAAAUAGGUCAACAGCGUAAGGGAGGAGUCGAUGGUAGCAAUAAUGCCAACCCAAUUGUAACCGAUGCUUCUAAAGAUACAUACGAUGGAUUGCAUUAUCAAUCAAUUUUAUAUACUGUGGUGGUAAACGAAACUAAAGAGUUGAGGCUAAAUUGUGCGUAUCAUGCCAAUCCAGAUAAACUCCGAACACCUGUCAAAUGGUAUAGAGAUGGCAUUGAGUUACAACUAAUUGACGAAGAAGAACCUUCUUCAUCAAAUCACGGAUCAUCAGCAUCAUCUUAUGCAGCAGUAACACCAGCUACUGGUACUGGUACGCUAUCAGGAUCGUCAAGCGGUGCUAAUACUAGAUUUAACACGAAUACGAAUCCUAUGGGAAAUUCGGCAAAAUAUGCUCGAGUUAAAGGAUUGGCCAAUGGAAAUGGAGGCAUUCAUGGGGAUGGCAAUGGUGAAGACGCAACGGUGUUAGUGGUUAGGAGGUUAACACGUUAUGACUCAGGCCGUUAUGAAUGCCGGGUAAGAAAUUCAGUCGGGGCAGCCAAUUCUACAAAUUUUGCAAAUGUUCGUGUUCAGUAUACACCUAAGGUAAAACUGCACGUUAUCCUAGACGAUUCACUCGAUGAAAAUCAAACUUCGACAACAGCGAGUAGCAAUAUCAACAAUAAUAUGGUUGGAUCAAAUCCUGUUGUAUUAGAAUCAGAACAUCGCAACGUUACACUUCGAUGUGCCGUACAGUUAGAACAGGAUCAGCAAAACAUCGAAGACACCAACAGCGACCCCUCUUUGAACUUAACAUCUGUUCAUUGGUAUUGGAAUGGCGUACAAAUGCAGUUGCCCAACUGCACUAGAUCACCGGAUAGUAGUGAUAUUUUUGUAGACGAAGAUGACGGAGACAACGAAUUUGAUACUGAAAAUAAUGAGAAUGAAAAUAAUGCCAUGAAUUUUAACUAUGACACCAGUGAACCACAAAGAGAAGGAGAAUACGACACAUAUGCUGUUGAUAAUGACACGAGAAGACGCAAUAAAAAGCAAAGAAAAGUGGUGUGCACCGAUAGAGAACUUAUUUUAGUUAAUGUGACGAAAAAUAUACACGGAAAUUAUUCAUGUCGAGCCAAAAACGCCGCUGGUCUUCUUACUCCAAUGUCUGAUCAGACGCCUCUCAUCGUAUAUUUUGCUCCGGGACCGGUGACAUUGGAGUUCAGUCCACGACGAGUCAUAAAAGGAAGGAACGUUACCUUGCGAUGCAAUGCUCAAUUUCUUGGCCGGCCUCAACAUCCUACUCGUUACUCAUGGUUUCGCGAUGGACAUCCAUUUUACCAUCAAAACCAAGGACUAAUAAAUCCUAACAUAAAUUCUGGAACUGGAAUUAAUCUUGGCACCAACGGAAAUACUGGCGGAGGGAAUUUCAACCCCGAUUGGUUCGUCGAUCAUGUCUCAUUGGAAACCCGCGCUAAUUUCACCUGUUCUGCUUACAACGAAGGCGGAGUCACAUAUUCCGAACCUGUAUAUAUCGAGGUUUUUGCUCCGCCAAAUUACAUUACUGGACCUCCGCAAUACUUAGGAGUAGCUUAUAAUGCAACGCAUGUGAAUGCAUCGUGCACAGUUGAAUGUUAUCCUCAUUGUUCCGUGAACUGGUUACGCCGUGGUGUACUUAUCGAUCCAAUGAACAACCCAAAUGACAAAGAAAGAUAUUCAAUAUUGACGGAAUAUUUGCCGGCGGAACGGUUGAAAAACGAUUUCGAAGCGGUGCGCAGCACAUUGAUAUGGCGCAUGGACAACUGGCCAGGCGGUCGCGGUUUGGAUCCUAUAACAGACUCGACAGAAUACAGUUGCCGGAGCAGUGGUAAUGAAGUGGGACCGCCGGUGUCAGAAUCUAUAAUGAAUUUCUCUGUUGAAUAUCCUCCUGGAAACAUGACCGUCUCCAAAACGGUCGUGCACGUCAGUGAAGGUAACAUUCCGGAAAAAGUGUUUUGCCACGCCGAAGGUCGCCCUCAGCCCACUUUCGAGUGGCGUUACAUUGCCAGCACGAACAACUGGAACGUACCAGGAAACUCGUCUCAGUCGACCCAAUUGUCUUCCCAGCAAAGGCUGUUGUCUAUCGCCAACGCUGGGAACAGUGGUGUCGGCGGAGGCUCUGGAAGCGGUGGUAGCCAAAUUAACAACCAACAGUUGGUUUUAAACUCAGCUGUGGGUAGACAACAAGCUGGUUAUUAUGCCUGCGUAGCUCGCAACACACACGGAAACGGAACUGCGUACACUUAUUUGGAUGUCAUGUAUAAACCUAGUUGUCAACUUAGGAUGAUAACCGUUGACCAAUUUAAACAAGAAUCAUCAGCUAGUUUGACUGAUCAAUCUUCCGAAUUAGAGGAAUUUUUGUCUUCAUCUUCUGGUGAAAAGAGAAUACUGGUGUGUACAGCAACUGCAAAUCCAGGCCAAGUACAGUAUACGUGGACCAUAAGAAACUCGGGUCGCCAGAACGAUACAACAACAUCUUUGACUUCGGACUCUCCUGCAACUGAGAGGAUAAUCACUGUAUCAAUUGGAUCAUCGGGCAACAGUGGAUCGAAUGAAGUGGAUAAUAUCGGAAGUUAUAACCGGAGUAUACUAAUAUUACAAGAUAGACUGGAAGUGACUAACAACGAAGAUGAUGAUGAAGGAAGAGGUAGCGAUAAUAUACCUAACAAUGGAGCAUCAGAAGGCGUCAGGACAUAUGUGUGUACUGUAUACAACACUGUAGGAUCAGACCAGUGUAGCAUUCAAGUUCAAGCUGUCAGGGAAAGUGACGCUCCGUGGUGGAAACAGUUGUUGGCGACCAUAGGUUUGGGUGGGUUGCCAGUGAUGGUUGUCUUAGUGGCCUUGGUUGUGAUUUUGCUACUCAUUGUCAUCAUCGUCAUUGUUAUCCUGUUGCUGUUCGUUUGUAAGAACCGUUACAUUAAACCAGGCAACGGAGUGUCAGGAGGACGUCAGAAAUAUGUUAAACAAAAAUACCCUUCACUGACGGCGUAUAGGGUACCAGUCGUUUGGCGCCGGCACCGAGGCCGUGGCUUGCUAUUAAACAUAUCGAAAGUGCGACAAAAUCCCGAAGGCAGUGCCACGUCGACGAUAUCCGGUGCCAAUCCCGCGACCACACAGCAUUGUACAGAUCAGUCAGCGGCGAAUGUCCCGGGCAACCCUAAGCCCCCGCCCGGAUACGGUGACGAUCACUCAGAAUCGUUUUCCAGCCAGCGGACCGCAUCCGCCGCGAGCGUCGGCAAGUGGCCGCUCAAACCAGGCGUGUUGGUGCAUUCGAAACAGCAGCUGCACAAGUUGCAGUCGACUACUCACUCCCAAUCGGCGACGGGUGACACCGCGGACAGCGGACCUGUUGACAAGACCGUUUCCGACGAAAGUGACAAACACAAGUCGAAAAAAAACCAUACCGGUAAAGGAAAACCAGCGGCCGAGUGCAUUAUGUUGGCCAAUGAGACUCAGUCGGCGCGCGCGGCUCGUAUACGUCGCAUGAUGAUCGGAUCUAAUAAUAAUUUGGUGCCAAAAAAACCAUCACCCACGUCACCUCCUCCCGCGCCACCUGUCCGGCAGAGUUCGGAUAACGGCGCGUCCGGCGCGAAUAGAUGUCCUUCCGUAACAGAUUCGCGAGGUGGAGCCGGUCAGCAGCAGGACAACGAAUCCAAUUUGGGGGCGACGGGUGACUCGAAAGCCGCGUUCUACGAGAAUUUGCCGUUCCACGGAAUGCGACCGCCGCCCAAUCAGCCCUACAAACCGCCGGCGGCCAGCGGUUACGCGGAAGGCGGCGACAUGGAGUACGCCGACGUGGACUACCGUAAUAUGUAUUAUGGGCCGAUCAAUUACAAACAGUCGUCUUGAGACUCUCACCCCCUCUCGUCGCCGUCCUCGUCCUCUUCCUCUAAGUCCUCGAGCGCGCCUCCUCGUCGAUACGGUUUAUAAUGAUAAAAUAUUAUGACGUUUGGGUGAUAAUAAGACGCAUCGCCUCCGUUGUCGAUCGCAGGACACCGCGGCGUACAGCAGACAUUAUUAUAUUAUAGUUCACGCAUACCUACACGCCUACGAUUUUUUAAUUAACGAACAUUUUUCCUCUGUCAAACCUUAUUAUUCGGUACCACUACGCUCGUCCCGUUUUGUAACGUACUUAAAUUAUUGUUCUCACACAAAAUAUCGAUUCAGGUUCAUAGCUGUCCUAAAGUUCAAAUAAUUCACACACUCUCUUUCUCUCUCUCUCUCACACACACACACACACACACACACACACACACACACACACACACACACACACACCCACGCAUUCACACACACCACUCGAAGACACUACUCACACAUACAUACACAUUCACACAGACACAAAGGGCAUAGGGUGAAAAUAAAUAAUAACAAACAUUUAACUGAUCGUUAAUACAUAUUAUAUUAUAAUAUAAUAUUCGCACACAUCCUGAAAAAUAUGCGUGAUUACGCGAUCUUAAACAUUCUAUAAACUAACCAAUGAAUUUUAUUUACGCUAAGGGAGAGUUCGACGAUGGCAGUUCAGAAAAAAAUUUUUUUGGUUUAUCCCCCCUUAUAAUAAGUAUACGUCAAAAUUACCUGCAACGUCUGAAAAUAUGUUGUCCCACGCACUCCGACGGGAAUCCAAUUGAAUUAUUACAGUAGAACUAUGUUCCGCUUUUGUCUGCGACUUCUAUUGAAAAACUGUCAAAUUAUUACCAAACACACGUUGACAAUCUAUAAACGAAAUAUUCUGUUACUGUAUAUAGGCGUACCUAUACCUGUAAACGACAUAUUAAUAUUAUUAUUAUUACAUAUAUAUUUCGAAUUUCGAUCUACGAUCAUCAUAUUAUUACUACCUACUAAUUUAUGAUAUCUAUUGUCGUUGUAUUUCAUAUCUUUUGUAUAAAAUAUUUUAACGUUACCUAUAUAAUAUUAUAUGAUCUAUCGCUUUUAUUUACAGUUGUGAUUAUAUUGUUCGUUUAUUAACAAAUGUUACGUACGUGCCAUUUAUUAUUAUUAUAUUAUUAUUAUUAUUAUUAUUAUUAUUAUUAUCGUGUUGUUGUUAUAAUUUUUAGUCAAUUGCCACCGUUGUAUGACUAAUGACAUAAUAAGUAACGACGCGUAUAUUUCUUUCUUCACAUCUGAAAUAAAAAAAUAAUAAUACGUUGGUUUGACAUUCAUAAUCGUCGUCGCUCCUUGAAGUCUGCCGAGAAGCCAAAUGCCUCCCAUCUAAGUGUUUAAAUGUUUAUAUUUCAUUAAAAAUGUAUUAUUAUAAAGUAUAAUAGUGUUUCAGUAACAAAUUAUCGUAGAAAUAGUCUUAGUAUAAUAAUAAAUAAUAAUAAUAAUAAUAAAUACAAAUCGAUAUUGUAGAUGUAUGUUUUAACAGACGGUUUUUAAAUAGUUUGGUAAGUCGAAUACACGAAUAAUAAUCUAUUAAUUAAUUAUAAUUAUAAUAAUUAUGAUCAUGUUUUAUACACAUCACAUACGAAGACCGUCUGUCGUUAGUAGAAAUUAUAUUAUACUAUAUUAUUAUAUGAUACUAUUAUGUAUUUCCGAACAAAUUAUAAUUGUCUUUGUGCACCCACGUGAGUGUGUGAAUAUAUAUGUAUGUGUAAAUUGUAAAAUGUAUUGUGUUAAAUAGUAGAGACUGCUGGUUACCACCACCGUGGCGACGGUAUAUUAUUAUUAAUUUUGUUGACAAUCAAUUAAAACGUAUGUUAACUUAUUUUUUAUCGAAGUUUAUGCCCAUAUAAAUAUAUAUUAUAUAUAUAUAUAUACAAACACAUAUUAUAUUUUAUUUAUUUAUCCCUGAUAUGCCCAUAUUAUAAUUCUAUCGUGUUGUUACAAUAUAAUGAUCGAUGCCUCUUAUAGGCGUUGGUAACGAUGAUUGAUCCCUUACCAACCUAUAGGGUGUACCGUCUGUAUAAUAUAUAGAGGUGCUGUAUGUCCACCUGUCGUUAUCAUCUAUCUGUCUAUAUACCCUUUUAUAUUAUAAUUAUUAUGAUAUUAACUUCUAUUUACUACGUAUAGUAUCAAAAAAGUAUGAUAUAAUAUUAUAUAUUUUGUAUUAUCGUAAUUGAUAAAUUUUCCCUUCGGACUAACAAAAUAACCUAGUUUUAUUCGUUAAUUAUUGUUGUACUACUGUAUUUGUUUUUAUUAUUUAUGUGUCUAAGUUCACACCUGUAAUUUUACUAUCAUACAAUUAAAAUUACUAUUAUUAUCAAUAUUAUUAUUAUUAUUAUUAUUAUUAUUAUUAUUAUUAUUAUUUUGCAUUUUUACAUUAACACGCGGCAUUUACGAUUAAUAUAUGUUCUUAUUAUAUUCGUAUUGCGGUAAUUGAAGGGUGGUGGAACCUCCGCCGUUUGUAUUCUAGUCAUUAUUUACUAAAUAUAUAAUUAUUAUAUCCUGUAUACCCCCCAAAGGCAUUGACGCUUGCGACAAAACGACU
Acyrthosiphon pisum (pea aphid) is the source of this 9028-nucleotide messenger RNA. It is a transcript of the gene nrm, whose product is annotated as neuromusculin. Gene Ontology annotation, biological process: cell-cell adhesion. Gene Ontology annotation, molecular function: cell adhesion molecule binding. The transcript is spliced from 21 exons. The record is from RefSeq and is a predicted model, not a curated record. Bases 835 to 6447 code for a protein of 1870 amino acids. NCBI's taxonomy places the organism in Eukaryota, Metazoa, Arthropoda, Insecta, Hemiptera, Aphididae. Gene Ontology annotation, cellular component: plasma membrane; cell-cell junction.